Molecule: messenger RNA, 1029 nt
Organism: Oreochromis niloticus (Nile tilapia)
Lineage: Eukaryota; Metazoa; Chordata; Actinopteri; Cichliformes; Cichlidae
Product: zona pellucida sperm-binding protein 2
Exons: 3
Coding region: 354-728 (124 amino acids)
Source: RefSeq, a predicted model, not a curated record
AGGAUGACCACGCAAUGCUCAUGUUGUGUGGGCACAGACACUCCACUGUCAACUGUCUGCAUCAGUUUGCAGAUCACUUUCUGAUCUGCUGGGUUGCUUUUACAAGGGAGAGGUGCAAAUUAAAGCUAACAACAACCAGCUGCGCCCGCGCACUCAGUCUCAGCAACCACGAGUGAAGACCAACUUUAUUCUGGUGACAUUUACUUUCUUUUCACUGCUUAUUCUGAAAUGUGAAACCCUGGCUGUUUCAAAACUAUUUCGGGACACUGUGAAAAUCAAAAACGCCACCUUGAUUUGCUGUGAGGAGUUCAUGUCUCUCUAUAUAUCAAAGAUCAAAUUCACAGAUCUUUUUAAUGGCCAUGUACGUUUAUGUAGCUGAGCGUGGCCAGCCCGUGUAUGUGGAACUGUUUGCAGUCAAACAUGAGGACAGGGACUUGGUUCUGCUGCUGGAGGACAGCUGGGCUACACUGACUGAGGACUCAGAUGGCCCACAAAGAUGGAAACUGCUGCUGGUGACAGCCACAAAACAGUUAUGCUGCAAGUUUCCAAUAGCCUACAGAACUAGGAUGAUCCUCCAUUCACAACUGGUGUAUUUCCACUGCAAUGUAGAGAUCUGUAAGGGGCCAGAGUGCCUGCAGCCUUGCAGUAGUUGGAAAUCGACUUUUAGACCGUUCAUCUUUUGUCUUAUAAAUCUAAAAAUAACACUGAUCUCACACGUUAACAUGUAACACUGUAAACAAAAGAUUGUUUUUCUUUGUUUUGGGGGAGUGCAUAAAUCAGGAAGACCUCCUGGAUCACUAUAUGACAAUCAAAUCAACCAAGGACUGUACAGUUUGUAAUGAAUAUUAAAUUGUACCUCCCAAAAGACGUUUUCCUUAUAAUAUUUAAUCACAUAUUUAAUUCUCCUCCAAUCACUGUACAGCUUUACUGUCACUUUGGGUUCUUUGUGUCAGCAGCAGGGCUGGACUGGGACAAAAAAUCGGCCCGGGCAUUUUGACUAAAAACCAGCCCACCAGGUAUUAUAGGAAA